Messenger RNA from Xyrauchen texanus (razorback sucker), 4058 nucleotides. RefSeq names its product protein phosphatase 1H-like. Gene Ontology annotation, biological process: protein dephosphorylation. The transcript has 10 exons. The record is from RefSeq and is a predicted model, not a curated record. Lineage: Eukaryota; Metazoa; Chordata; Actinopteri; Cypriniformes; Catostomidae. The coding region runs from base 311 to 1801 and encodes 496 amino acids. Gene Ontology annotation, molecular function: protein serine/threonine phosphatase activity.
UGCACCUCCCUUGGUUGUGUACGUACACUAUCUGGUCGGUUGAGAGUGCUAUACAUCAUACAGACCUUCUAUAGGCGGAUGAGCAGUUCUACCUCCGUAAAGCCUCUCGGGUGAUUAUAUAGGCAACACAGUCUACAUAGAGAGGAUUUUUUCGAUGAGGAAAACAUCGUCUGUCAAAACGUCACAUGGGGUCAACGCGAUCGCUUCCUGCAUCGCGCCUCAGCUACAGUUUUGCGCGUUUCGGUUUUUAGGUUUAUAUCGAUAAGAUUCCCGUUCCUCGCGCGCCGCCGAUGUCACAUAUUUUAUUGCGAUGAUAAGCAAAGUUAAAAAUGCCAUGUCCUCGCUGGUGAGCGGAAUUAUCCCACACGGCCACCACCAUCAUCAGCAACAGCACGGAUCCGCGCAGAACGGCGGAACAGACGGGCUUCCACUGCGAUUCCCGUACAGCCGACCCGAGUUCCUGGACCUGACACCUGAGCUGCUGCAGUAUUCCACCGAACACGCGUCCAGACCGGUCAUCACGCUCAAGAGAGACAGCAGGCUGCCAUGGCGAACGGGAUAUGCGGAGGUGAUAAAUGCUGGAAAGAGCAUGCUGAAUGAAGACCAGGCGUCCUGUGAGCUGCUGUAUGUGAGGAAGAUCAGCAGUAAACAGCAACGCUGCUCCAUGUUACUGGAGGACACCGGAGACACUAUAGGUAUUCCCAUGCACUUUUGGGGUGUUUUUGAUGGACAUGCUGGCUCCGGCGCUGCUCUCAUGGCAUCCAAACUCCUCCAACGUAUCAUCCGUGAUCGGCUUUGUGAUGUCGCCCAUCUUCUUGAGAACCAGAACAGCCCACCGCCCAUUUGUCUGGCCAAGAACGGGAGCCCCUUCCAGGCUGAGGCCAAAAAAGGGGCCUGUCUGGAUGGAGAGGAGCAGGAUGGGCUCCUGGAUGAGCCACGGUUCCACAUGGAGAAAGACAUUAGUGUGGAGAGCCUGGUGAUGGGGAUCAUAGAGACGGCAUUCAGACAGAUGGAUGACCUCAUAGAGAGAGAGAAAGAGUCUUACAGCAUCUCUGGUGGCUGUUGUGCCUUGGUUGCAAUACACAUGUUGGGAAAACUCUAUGUUGCAAAUGCUGGAGACAGCAGAGCGAUAAUUGUCCGUAGCAAUGAGGUCAUCCCCAUGUCCAGUGAGUUCACACCUGAAAGUGAAAGACAGAGGUUACAGCAUCUGGGCUUCCUCAAACCAGAGCUGCUCGGGAAUGAGUUUACACAUAUUGAGUUCCCCAGACGUAUCCAACACAAGGAACUUGGCAAGAAGAUGCUCUUCAGAGACCACACAAUGACUGGCUGGGCAUAUAAGACAAUUGUAGAGGAUGAUCUAAAAUUCCCACUGAUUUAUGGGGAGGGAAAAAAGGCCCGGGUCAUGGCAACUAUUGGUGUAACACGUGGUUUGGGCGAUCAUGACCUGAAAGUGUACAACUCAAACAUUUACAUCAAACCAUUCCUAUCCUGCUGCCCAGAGGUAAAGGUGUACAACAUCUCUGAGCUCAAACACGGACCUGAUGAUGUCCUGAUCAUGGGUAGUGAUGGACUAUGGGAUGUCACAACUGAUAGAGAAGUUGCAGAUGCAGUAACAACUUUCCUAUCUGGCCGAGAACUCAACGACCCCAUGAGGUACACUCUUGCGGCACAAGAUCUCCUAAUGCAUUCACGUGGAGUACUGAAGGAGCGAGGAUGGCGAUUGCCAAAUGAAAGACUUGGCUCAGGUGAUGACAUCACAGUGUUUGUUAUUCCACUGGCUGGAGCGGAGUUAGAGACAUGACAAUGUGGGUUCACCUUCACUGGAAUAGCACACCAGGACACGGCCCUGGCUUCAUCUGCAAGAAAGGGCUAGGAAUCCAAGAAAUCAUUUAUACCAGAUCACAUGGCUUGGAUGUGAGUGACCCAAUACCCCUUUAUCCGAGUUGUACUCUUCACUAUGAAUUUCGCCAAGCCCAUAUUAGGUGUGGGAUGACAUCAUCAAGUGCCAUUCCUCCCCCUGCUCUCUCCCUCUUUUCGACUAUAUACUCAGCAAGUCAUUACGGGACACGAGGGCUUGUAAUCUAGGAGUAUUCUUUAAAAUUAUAGUAUGUGCAAAUAGGGAAGUUCUGUCAUCAUUUACUCACACUAACGUUGUUCCAAACCUGGAUAUUUCUUCCUUGGAACACAAAAGCAGAUGUUAGGCAGAAUGUGAGCCUCAGUCACCAUUCACUGUCAUUCUCCUUUUGUGUUCCAUGUAAGACAAAAUGUCAUGCAGGUUUGAAACAUCAUGAGGGUGGGUAAAUGAUGACUAUUUAUUUUGGCUGAACAGCCCCUUUAUCAUCAGUGGGACAUUUGAAAUCUGAAUCUCAGUGUGGCAAAAAAAUAAGCCAAUACUGCUAAAAACCCUGAUGGCAAGUGAAAUAAAUAACAAAAGCACUUUAUAUGUAGCAGAAACCAUUUGAGCUGUAAUUUAAACUGCUGAUUAUUUCUGUCUCCAAAGAAUGUUUCUGUUGACUGUACUGUUGACUGAAUUUAAGGUUUUCUAUAGCAAAAUGCAAUCAACAAAAAGAAGGGGCAUUUCUUGUGAAUACAGGCUCUGUUUAGCUUUUGUUUAACUGUUUAACUUGCCUCAUUUGCAAUGUAAAUGUCUAUAUAAUGAAACAGAUAAUUAGAUUUAAAGUCAACAUGAAAUCAAAAUGGACCCCAUUUACUUUCUAAAAACGAGUAGUUGACCCUAAAUGAAAAAUGUCAUCAUUUGAAGAAUCCACUGCUCGCUCCUUUCCGUGUAUUUGCAAAGAACGGGGACUGGAGCUUUCAAACAAUCUUAAAAAGUGGUUGUGAUAAGGAGGAGGGCGUGGCCAGGCCAUGAACAGCCGGCGCUGAAUCAGCUGAUCAGCGGGGGUGCGAGAUAAAGGGGAGCCAGAGACGCCAGUUCGAGAGAGAAAGAAGUACAAGGACGCGUUGCAUAUAUAGCUGUGUUUGUUUACGUUUGUUUUAAGUUGAGUUUCUCAUUAAAGCUUUAUGUUUACUGUUCAGCCAGUUCCCGCCUGGACAGUGGUCCAUAUGACUUGUGAGCAAUAUUAAGUCUUUUGAAGUCAUAUGAAAGCUUUGUGUAAGAAACAGACUGGAAAUGACUUCAUUUAUUCACUGAAAAUCUUGAUCUAGCUAUCUCAGCUCAUGUUCAUGAGAGUUCAUGUGAGAAGCAGGGAUGUCCGAUUCGUUCUUUUGAGCAAGAUCUUUUCGAUUCAUUCGCGAAUAUAGUGCUCUGGUAAUAUGGACAGCUAUAAUGGUGCUUUUGCAUCCUUUUUUGAAGCUUCAACGCUCCAGCCUCUAUGAAUUGUAAUAGAAAUGCAUGGAAAGAGCAACCAGUACAUUCUUAAAACAUUCUCCUUUUGUGUUGCUGGGAAGAAAGAAAAUCAUACCUGUUUGGAACAACAAGAAGGUGGGUAAAGUGUGACAAAGUUGUAAUUUUUGGGUGAACUUUUCCAUUCCUGGUCUUAUUUUUCAUGAUUCGUUAGUGCACUAAUCACUAAGAAAAUGUCACAUUACGAAAGUAAAAUGGGUCGUGAAUGCCAUUUCAUGUUUAUUUUAAGCACUGUAGAAAUAUAAAACUUAUUUUUAUGUAGCUGAACCAAGAUAAUUUUCCCUAUACCUCUAAAAGCCAUGUGCAAUUUAUAAAUGACUAAAAAAAAGACAGCGUUAUCUGGGUUGGAUUGGGAUAAGACAUUGAUGGGUACCAGGCUUUCUAUACCCAACUGAACGGAUUGCUUGCACUGCUGUAGAUAUUUUUAGCUGCUGAAUGACCAAUUUUUUGCUGUAGAUAAAACAUUAUUUGGUCUAAAAAUUUAGAUCCAGACCUGAAACUGAGAUACCCAAACUUUAGUUUCAUCAGUCAUUUUAGUCUUUUUGUACACCUUGAAUGUACCUUAUUUCCUUUAUUUGAUGUCAGUGUUGUGUCUGUGUAGUGUAUAAUUUAUGAAUAUUGUGUUCUGCCUUUCAAAUGAUGAUUCAAUGUCAAAGGAUUGCUCUUUGCAAAAUAUUAUGUGACUAAUUCUAAA